AUGUCAAGUUCUGUUAAGCAUAGAAACGAUAAACUUCGAUUAUUGGAUGAUCAAUUUGAAAAGCGGUCGGAAAAUUGUGACAAAAUCAGAAGAUAUCAAUUGGAAACAAUUCGUCAAGAAUUGGGGCAAGUCCAUCUUAACGAACAAGGAUCUGAGUUAAAGGAUGAAAUGGUUAACAAAGCUACUAAGACGAGUAAAGAGUAUGUAAAGGUUGAAAGUGAAUUAUUUACAAAAAACAGGCGAUUUUCAAUCAAUUCUGACAACCUUGUAAAAAGUCAAAUAAAGACUGAUGUUAAGAAAUUUCUCAAAAACGAAGAAUCUGAUUUAGAAAGACAAGUAGAAGUUGCGGAGGAGAGUCGUUAA
Messenger RNA from Racocetra persica, 363 nucleotides. NCBI's taxonomy places the organism in Eukaryota, Fungi, Glomeromycota, Glomeromycetes, Diversisporales, Gigasporaceae. The record is from the annotation of a GenBank genome assembly.